Teleopsis dalmanni is the source of this 937-nucleotide messenger RNA. Its product is annotated as Golgi SNAP receptor complex member 1-like. Gene Ontology annotation, molecular function: SNAP receptor activity. The record is from RefSeq and is a predicted model, not a curated record. Gene Ontology annotation, biological process: endoplasmic reticulum to Golgi vesicle-mediated transport; vesicle fusion. The transcript is spliced from 5 exons. Gene Ontology annotation, cellular component: cis-Golgi network; Golgi medial cisterna; SNARE complex. Bases 80 to 766 code for a protein of 228 amino acids. Lineage: Eukaryota; Metazoa; Arthropoda; Insecta; Diptera; Diopsidae.
GAAACGUCAAAAACAACAAAAUUUACAGUUUAUCAAAAGUGAAUCAGUAAAAAUUUUUCGUUUGCUAUAGACUUGUUAAAUGAUGGGUGUUUCCAAUUACGAUGUAUUGCGAAAGCAAGCGCGGCAUUUGGAGAAUGAAAUUGAUCUCAAGUUAGUUGCAUUCAGUAAAAUUGGAGCAGGCACUUCAACUGCGCACAACACAACAGCUGACACAUCACCAUUGUUAGGAGAACAUGUCUUCGAUUCGUUGUCUGAAGAAAUCGCACAAAUGUUAGAUAGGUUGUCUACGAUAAAUGAGACUAUGUCAGAACUACCGGCAACAGGUGCAGCUGCCAUGCAUACAUUGCAAAGGCAUCGAGAAAUUUUGCAGGGCUACAGACAAGAGUUCAAUAAAAUAUGCGCUAAUCAUACGACUAGAAUGGAGCGUGAAGAGUUGUUACGUGGCUCGGGACUAUCUACCAACAGUCCGACAAAUUCAGGCUUAAGUAGACGCGAUAUGUAUUUGAAAGAGAGUGGACAUGUAGCGAACUCAAAUCAAAUGAUAAAUGAUCAAAUAAAUAUUGCUAUCGAAACCAGGGAGCAUUUAUUAUCACAACGACAAGCCUUUAAACGUCUGCAGACACGUUUCAAUGAUAUAUCAAAUCGUUUUCCACUUAUAUCGAGUUUAAUACAACGCAUCAAUAUAAAAAAGAAACGUGAUUCUCUUAUUUUGGGUGCAGUAAUUGCAGUUUGUGUCUUUUUGUUACUUUUAUACAUAUUCAAUUGAAAAUUGUGCUAAAACUGAUUUGAACUGUUAACAUCAGCUAUUUAUACAUAUAAAUUAUAUUGUUUAAUUUAAGUAUAUAACAAGUGUUAUGUAUAACUUUAUUUUUAAGCACUAUGUUUGCACGUUACUUCACAUUUUCUCGGAAUCAUUUUUAUUCUUUAAGUUGAUAGU